Messenger RNA from Lemur catta (Ring-tailed lemur), 900 nucleotides. Its product is annotated as RAD9, HUS1, RAD1-interacting nuclear orphan protein 1-like. NCBI's taxonomy places the organism in Eukaryota, Metazoa, Chordata, Mammalia, Primates, Lemuridae. The coding region runs from base 139 to 900 and encodes 253 amino acids. Gene Ontology annotation, cellular component: chromosome; nucleus. The transcript has a single exon. The record is from RefSeq and is a predicted model, not a curated record. Gene Ontology annotation, biological process: DNA damage checkpoint signaling; cellular response to ionizing radiation; recombinational repair.
GGGCUCGAACGCUCUGCGCCCUGACAGGAGCGGCGGCCGGGCCUUGCCAGGCGGGCAUGGGUUAAAAUUGGAGCCUAUUUCCCAACCUGAAGACAAACAGCAUCAUGUGGUUACUAACUGCUCUUCAUUCACCUAUUGAUGCCUCCCAGAAAAAAACGGCCCCAACGUUCCCAGAAAGCCCGGCUGCUAUUCCACCACCAACCACUGGAGGGCCCCAAACACCGCUAUGGGUCACCACCGCUUCCCAUCACUCACACGCGACAGGUGCCUGGGCAGCCCAUUGACCACAGCACCAUCACUGCCUGGAUAUCACCUGAGUCUGACACAACAGCAGAAAGCCAGUUCCCAGCCCACCGGAAACAUCAUUACCGAGACCAGGCAAGACAUUCAAGUCGAAAAUCUACCACCUCCAAGUUUCCACAUCUAACCUUUGAGAGUCCACAAUCUUCUUCCAUUUCAGAGACAUUGGAGAUCCCCUUAAUCAAGGAGUGCCCCAAUCAAUCAGAAAAGGACAAUUCCAGAGGACCCUUAGUUCCAAUGCUCAGUCCCCCAGGUUGUAGGGACCUGUCAGUACAUGCACUUCAGAGUUUACCUUACGUGUUCAUUCCCCCUGACAUCCAGACCCCAGAGUCCUCUUCUGUGAAGGAAGAACCUGUUCCCCCUGAACAGAAGGAAAAUAGCCUUCCAAGCUGCUCUCUUCGCACUGCUACUACUAGCAGCCCAGAGCCUGGGCCCAUUCUGGUUAAAGACACCCCUGAGAACAAGUAUGGAAUCGAGGUCACGUGGAGGAGACGACAGCACCUGCUUGCUUACCUCAGGGAGCGAGGGAAGCUGAGCAGAAGCCAGUUCCUUGUGAAAAACCGACUAGCUCUCUCAUCAACAAUCUCCAGAAAUUGCUGA